AUGUCGCUGAAGCAGAGGGUCAAUAAUCUCCUCGCCGUGGGGGGUGAUAUUGCAAUUCCAGUUCUUGCCACCAUAAAUUCUGCGUCAGGCGUGUUCCCUCCCCUACAGGCGGCCACCAAUGCUGCACUCUUCAUCCUCACUGAAAUCAAAAAGUUCAGGGGAAAUAAGGAAGAAUGGGAGCGUCUUGGAAAAUAUAUUGGGGACGCCGUGAUGAAUGUGGUUAAAGCCAUCGAUUCGUAUGAUGGAUCUAACGAACAGCCUAAGCCAUGGAUGGAAGGCGUCAAGAAGCUGAGCGAGGUGCUGGAGCGCAUUCGAAUUGAAAUCGGUCGAUUGCGUGGGAAGAUGGAAAGGCAGUCUGGUAUCCGCAACCUCUUCUCUCAUAUGAAGAACCCUAGUAGGAUCGAUAAUUUAAAGAAAGAUUUUAGCGAAGCGUUGGCAAUGUUCCAGCUGCAGACAAACUUGACAGUCGGCACAAUAGCAAACAAUCAAGAUCGAUUGACUCGUGGAGUAGAAGAUUCCUCAAUUCUGAAUGAACUCAAAUAUCCCAUUGUCGCCCAUCACGAUUCAACCCAGCCGUGCCUGAAAGACACUAGGAUUGAUCUGAUUGAGCGUAUCAUGGCGUGGUGUCGUACCACGGAGGAUAACAAGAAUCGUGUAUUACUGCUAACGGCCGUGGCCGGUGCCGGCAAGACAUCUGUUGCGCUCUCAAUCGCAGAGGAGUGUAAAAGAGAAAGGAUAUCAUUGUCAAGCUUCUUUUUCAAAGCAGGCGAGCAGUCGCGGCCGGACCAUCUGUUUAGCGGCAUGGCUCGAUCUCUGGCAACCCACGACCCUGCAUACCGCGCCUCGCUCAUUUCGACUCUUCAGGAGGACCCAGCCCUCUCGGCUGCCCCGUUCGCGAUGCAAUUCGAGAAACUAGUUUCUGAACCUCUCCGCCUCAGGACAUCUUCGUCUGACCGUCCUAUGGUGAUCAUCAUUGAUGCGUUAGAUGAGUGCGACACAGAGGCAUUCCCACGUCUUGCCGACAUACUUCGAAAUGGAGUGCUAAAACUACCGCCCAACAUAAAAUUCUUUGUCACUUCCAGGCACUUUGACCUUGUCGACCGUUUUCUAUCGCUUAAUUACCCCAUCAAUCGCCUCACCAUCAAUCUUUCCGACGAUACUAACAUGCAUGACUGUGCUAUCUACAUUCGAUCGCAACUGCGUGCACUGAAGGAUGUACAUGAUGAUUUGAAGAUCGGACUGGGGGAGGAAGAUGAAUUGGUCCAAUCCAUAUUAGAGCGAGCAGGUGGCUUGUUCAUUUGGAUCAGUACUGUGUUUGGCUACAUGAAGGUCACCGGUGGAGAUGCCGCGAAGAUGCUAAAGAAGUUGCUCGAUGAUGAUCCCAGCCGAUCAAAGACCUCUGCAGAAGAAAAACUGGAUAGGCUGUAUGCGAGCAUUCUGGAGAAGUGUAACUGGACGAACGACGAUUUCGUGCAUGACUACCCGAUUGUGAUGGGAGCAAUCUUAGUUGCACAGCAACCACUCUCUGUUGCAGCUUGGGAUGUUAUUCUGUCACCUCUCCUGGCAUCGGACAUCAGACAUACAUUAGCUCAACUCGCACCCCUUGUCUCAGGAGUAAGGGAACCUACCAAGCCGAUUUGUAUCUUGCACCAAUCUUUUCGCGACUUUCUCACGGACCGAGUCAAUCCACAAUCACCCAUACUUGAUCUUCCCACUGUGAAAGAUUUAGGGCUAAUUGAGGACUUAUCCCAAAAAUUCAAGCUGCCACCCAUUCCUCAAGAGGCGCUGUCCGAACACGUUCAUUAUGCAUGUCGGCAUUUCGUACAUCAUCUCAGCCAAUCUCAGGGGCCAUUGGAGACACCCAAUGGGCCUAUUCACGCAUUUCUCAAUCAGCAAAUAUCGCGCUGGGUGGAAGUCUGUAUAAGGACGGAAGGGUACAUUAGUAUAUCAUCGUUUCCGGAAUGGGCCAAGUUGAACGUUGAUCAGACCUCCAAAGAAGUCAUUCACAUAUUGGUCAAAGUGCUUGGCAAUGUGAGGAGAAAUCUUGCAUUCUUUUUACGAUUGGAGGAGGCAUAUGAUAUGGCAAGUGAUUCGGUUGCACUGUGCCGUUGCCUUGUGUAUACGGACUCAGAUUCCUACACCCCGGAUUUGGCUCGAGCGCUCCAGCAUCUUCAAAUAUCACUUGACGAAGUUGGACGCCAUUCUGAGGCACUCACAGUAAUCGAAGAAAGUGUGAAACUCUGGCGUGAGCUAGUUGCUACCCAUCCAAUAUCAUACACCCCAGAUUUGGCUCAAGCACUCCUGAAUCUUUUUGUAUCACUUGACAAUAUUGGAUGCCAUUCCAAGGCACUUACAGUGAUCGAAGAAAGUGUGAAACUCCGGCGUGAGCUGGUUGCCACCCAUCCAACAUCAUACACCCCAGAUUUAGCGCGAGCGCUUGGGAAUCUUAAAGUACCACUUGACAAAGUUGGACGCCAUCCCGAGGCGCUCAUGGUGAUCAAAGAAAGUGUGGAACUCUGGCGCGAGCUAGUUGCCACCCAUCCAACAUCAUACACCCCGGAUUUCGCUCGAGCGCUCCAGAAUCUUUUUGUAUCACUCGACAACAUUGGACACCAUUCCGAGGCGCUCAUGGUGAUCGAAGAAAGUGUGAAACUCCGGCGCGAGCUAGUUGCCACCCAUCUAACAUCAUACACCCCGGCUUUGGCUCGAGCUCUCCAGAAUCAUUUUGUAUCACUCUCCAAAGUUGGACAUCAUUCCGAGGCACUCACGGUGAUUGAGGAAAGUGUGGAACUCUGGCGUGAACUAGUUGCCUCCCAUCCAACAUCAUAUGCCCCGGAUUUGGCUCGAGCGCUUGGGCAUCUAGAUGCAUCACUCACCAACCUUGGACGACAUCCUGAUGCACUCCUUGUGAAUGAAGAAAGUGUGAAGCUCUGGCGCGAGCUAGUUGCCAUCCAACCGACAUCGUACACCCCUGAUUUGGCUCAAGCACUCCAGAAUCUUAAAAUAUCACUUGACAAUCUUGGACGCCAUUCCGAGGCGCUGGUCGCAAAUGAAGAAAGCCUUAGACUCCUGCACCAGUAG
Messenger RNA from Cantharellus anzutake, 3081 nucleotides. RefSeq lists its product as uncharacterized. The transcript is spliced from 6 exons. NCBI's taxonomy places the organism in Eukaryota, Fungi, Basidiomycota, Agaricomycetes, Cantharellales, Hydnaceae. The record is from RefSeq and is a predicted model, not a curated record. Gene Ontology annotation, molecular function: protein binding. Gene Ontology annotation, biological process: cell surface receptor signaling pathway. The coding region runs from base 1 to 3081 and encodes 1026 amino acids.